CAAACAAACACACACACACUUUCGGGGUGGAUCAUACAAGAAGUGUAAGCGCAGACAUGUUUGACACCUCUCACUACCCCUUCAACUGUUUCAACUAUGACGGUGACGGAUACGCUUCGUGUAGCACAGACCAGGAGAAGAAGAUGUGCAGACCUGCUUACAGCUACAUCGCCCUGAUCGCCAUGGCGAUUCAGCAGAGCCCUGAGCAGAGGGUGACUCUGUCAGGCAUCUAUGAGUUCAUCAUGAGGAGGUUUCCUUACUAUCGCUCCAACCAGAGAGCCUGGCAGAACUCCAUCAGACAUAACUUAUCGCUCAACAGCUGCUUCAUUAAGGUCCCCAGGACAGAAGGGAAUGAGAAGGGAAAAGGAAACUUCUGGACUUUUGCCCCCGGCUGCGAAUCCAUGCUUGACCUCUUUGAAAACGGCAACUUCCGGCGUCGCAGGCGCAGGCGGAACAUGAAAAUCGGCCUCCGCGAUUCAGGAGAAGCUCCCACUUUCCAGCCUGCAGAAAGUGCCGUCAAACGGCACAACACGUCUCAUGCGGCCCGCCGCCCCGAAGCCGACUCCGACCUCUGCCCCUUGACCCCGCAGCGAUCUCGACCGUGUCCGCCGCUGGUCCCGAACCCCGUCCAGGGGAAACCGGGAUCCGAGAUCAAGUUCAGCAUUGACUACAUCCUGUCUACGCCAAACCCGCCCAUGCUUGGGAUCAGAUCUUCGGGGCCACCCAUUCAUGUGGUGGAGCCACAACACUUCAACCUGCACUUCUGGACUCUGUAAGGACCAGCAUUUGGCUGAAGACGUCCCGAGACACUUGAAAACGAAACAAAAAGAGGAUCAAAGUAGACAUGCAGGUACAGAACACAGAAUAAAUUGUAUACAUCAUUCAUCAUGUUAUCCAUAUAUGUAUACAGUAAGAGCAGAAUGUACAGGAGAGACUUCCAAAGCACAGUUUAAUUAUAACAUCAAUAAUCUUAUUUUGUCAUUGUUUUUGUCUUGUCCCAACAGACCAAAUAAGAAGCAUGAAAAUGUUCUCAUAUCAAAAUUUAAGUGCCGCAAUCUUCCAUUAUUUCAGUCUUCGACCGUGACUGAUGACAAAUGGCAAAAAUAACUUGAGAGAUGGCUCAACAGAAUUAAUGUCAGUACAUGAAAGACACUUAAAAACAUUGCUAAUUAUAUAAAAAAAUACUACUAAUAGUACAUAUAUUUAUUCCAAAGAAAAUUGUACUGGUAGUGCUUUUUUCCAGGGGGGGGUUUGCCCAUCAUCCACAAUCCAUGUGAGACUAGAACACAUGUCUUUCCCUUUUCUGUGCAUUCUAAAUGACAAAAAACUGCCAGUAAGAGACGGCUAACAACGCAGGUAAUGGGGAUACUAUCUAUUCUGCCUAUAAAGCCCUCUAAAAAA
This is a messenger RNA of Nerophis lumbriciformis (worm pipefish), 1401 nucleotides long. It is a transcript of the gene foxl3, whose product is annotated as forkhead box L3. The record is from RefSeq and is a predicted model, not a curated record. Gene Ontology annotation, biological process: anatomical structure morphogenesis; cell differentiation; regulation of transcription by RNA polymerase II. Lineage: Eukaryota; Metazoa; Chordata; Actinopteri; Syngnathiformes; Syngnathidae. Gene Ontology annotation, molecular function: DNA-binding transcription factor activity, RNA polymerase II-specific; RNA polymerase II cis-regulatory region sequence-specific DNA binding.